GAAAGUACUAAAUCGCUGUUAUUUGAUCAUCAAAGAUCUCUAUCAAAGGUUCUAAUAGAAAUUAAAAGCUGAAAAAUAAUUGAAAUAAAUUGGAAAAUUCGACGUUCUUUGCAAUUCGAGAGAAGCAUUCGAUUGUUCUUCGCCUGGAAUUAAACAUGGAAUAACUUUUUCAUACUUCAUUUUGUUCCUUGUUAUUUGAAUCUAAUGCAAGAUUUUAGUGAUACUCUUUAAAUAGUUUUACAAAUAAUAGAGGGCAUGGACAAAGCCAUCAAACCAAAGGUCGGUUGUUGUCAGAGGCCGAUCUGUACUGGUAUAUUGUUUGUGUGUCUUAUCGGUGGGAUAGCAGCUGUCGUCUGCGUCACGUUCCUCUUACCGGAUGUGAGAGGCCCAACACCACCGCCGCCACCAGCGCCACUGGAAUGGUGGCAGAAAACCAUCAUAUACCAGGUCUACCCCAGGUCCUUCAAGGAUAGCAACGAUGACGGCGUUGGAGAUCUAAGAGGUGUCAUCGAGAAACUUGACUACUUCCGGUACCUGGGAGUAGGGGCCGUGUGGUUGAGUCCUUUCUUCACGUCCCCAAUGCGCGACUUCGGAUAUGACGUUUCCAACUACACCGAGGUCGAUGCUAUCUUUGGAAACAUGACAGACUUUGAGGAACUCAUGACCGAGGCGCAUGAACGGGGCAUUAAAAUCAUAAUCGACUUCGUCCCAAACCACACAAGUAACGAGAGUGCAUGGUUCGAGGCGAGCCGGCGGUCAGAGGAGCCUUACAAGGACUUUUAUGUCUGGAACAAUGGGACCCUCCUGGAAAAUGGCACACGUGUUCCGCCUAACAACUGGAAGAGCGUAUUUGAAGGCACGGCCUGGCAGUGGGAUGAGGCCCGUCAGGCGUACUAUUAUCACGCGUUCCUUGCUUCACAGCCGGACCUCAACUACAGAAACCAUGCUGUCAGGGAACAUAUAAAGGAAGUGUUAAAGUUCUGGUUACAGAAAGGAGUGGACGGGUUCCGGAUUGACGCAAUCCCGCAUCUGUUUGAGAUCGAGGACCAGUCCAUGGAUGAACCUUUAGGAGCGACCAACGGUUUCGAUCCAAACCUCCACAAAUAUAUAAAGAACCAGCCAGAAAUAUUUGAUGUUGUCCGAGAAUGGAGGUCCAUAUUGGAUGGGUUUGGAGGAGACAGAUUCCUAUUGGCGGAGACAGUUGGUAUCCCCCAGGAGGCCCGGAUGCAGUAUUACGAGGCGGGUUCCGUGCCAUUCUUCUUCGAUCUAAUCCCACUGGGGGGAAAGGCCUCACCCUGUACUAAAUCCCUGGCCAGCUGCUUCAUGGAAACCAUUAGAGAUGGCGUCAACAUCUCGUCGGGGCAGUGGCCAAACUUUGUUAUCGGUAACCACGACAACCCGCGGAUUGCUGACCGUAUGGGUAUCCAGUACGUGGAUGCCUUGAACAUGAUUCUGCUCACACUUCCGGGAACCCCCACAACCUACUACGGCGAGGAACUGGGCAUGCACGGGGGAGACUACCGGGGACUCCCACCGAAAGACCCAUACGCCAUCACUUCCAACAAUCCGGAUAACUCGCGAGACUCUGAGCGGAAUCCAAUGCAGUGGGACAGCACUUUAUAUGCGGGCUUCACGAAAAGUCAUACACCCUGGCUUCCCUUCACCUCUGUCACAAAUAUGUCGGUCGUCAACGUAAAGAAAGAGAAUGCAACAGAAGGGUCCAGUUUGCUCCUGUAUAAAGAGCUGGCUUCACUUAGACAGAAUCCGGCGUUCAUGAACAGCAAGAUAGAUAUACCGGACGGUGAUUUGAAUGAACAAGUACUCAUGUACGGCCGGGGAACGACGCGCGGGGAACGCUAUCUCGUUAUGGCAUUCCUUGGCAAUGCCACAAGCAAGCAACUAAAUGCCUCGUCAUGGGGUUUGCAGGGCAAAGUUGUGUUCGCCACGAAAUUGGGCCGCCGGGACCACAUGGUCAAGCUCAAUAACGUGACAUUGAACCAGGGGGAGGGGCUUGUUGUGCACCUGGAGGAGGUCGAAUUGCAGGCUUAAAAUAUUGAAAGAAGGGCUGUGCCGAUUGAUGGCUAGUGGAGUUGUGUUGUGUGUAGAUUGAUGGAUUAUCGAGGUGGGUGUGUGGGUGUGUUUUAGAUAACUAUAUAAUUAUAUCCAACAUUUGAUAGAGUACGGAUGAUUUUAAAAGUAAAAAGAAUGUGUCACUACCUCAUUGUGUAUGCGUGCGUGCGUGCGUGUAUGUGUGUAUGUGUGUGUGUGUGUGUGUUUGUGUUUGUGUGUUGUAUAACUGUUGUUUGUGAGACUAUAAAACAUUUAUUGUCAUUUGCAAGCUUUUGAAACACGAUACUAAGUAACCAUGGACAUUUCAUUGUGUUACUGGUGCUAUGAUUUUGAUAUGUUAUCUUAAAUCGACUGUUAUACAUUAAUGUGCUAAAAAGGCAAAUGAUAGAUUCGUUUAUACAUACAUGUAUGU
Molecule: messenger RNA, 2482 nt
Organism: Mya arenaria
Lineage: Eukaryota; Metazoa; Mollusca; Bivalvia; Myida; Myidae
Product: maltase A3-like
Exons: 11
Coding region: 256-2049 (597 amino acids)
Biological process (GO): carbohydrate metabolic process
Source: RefSeq, a predicted model, not a curated record